GUACAACCAUUCCAAAUCCCUUCUCUCUCAAAAAUACUCAUUUGGGUAAGUAUAUAAAAAUUAUAUAUUAUGCCUUUUACUCUUUAAUUUUUAGUUUUUAAUUUUAUCAAAAAUAGGUGGUUAAUUUAAUUAGAUAUUUUUAAGAGAAUUAAGGCGAAAUGAAUGCAAAAGAAUUGAGGCUCCUAGGGUUUGUUCUGGCCAUGAUGAUGGUGGUGAUGAACUGUUGCUUGGCUGCUGGAAGAAGCAAACAGGUCCAGGAGCUGGAGCAUGAGCAUGGUCAGAAUUAUGUGAACGAGGCUGGAAAUGGUGACGCAGCUGCAGCUAGCCCUGCAAGUAGUAUCAACGACGACAACAAGCACCAUUACAUUUCCCGGGGAAACUUUAAUGGUGGCAGCGGAGGAGACGGAAAUCCGUAAGACCACGUACUUUGGGUGGAGAGAUAUAUGAUUAUAUGGUGUUGCAAUAUAUGAAUAAAUUAAUUAAGACAUG
Messenger RNA from Rubroshorea leprosula, 489 nucleotides. Lineage: Eukaryota; Viridiplantae; Streptophyta; Magnoliopsida; Malvales; Dipterocarpaceae. The record is from the annotation of a GenBank genome assembly.